UUUAUCAGCUCAACUUAUCUGUAAUCUAAUCAUCUCUAAUUUCUAGAUAAUAAUAUUAAUUACAUGUGCAUAAAUUAUCUCGAGUUUUCUACAUAUAUAUGUAUAUAUCAACAUAUCAUUUAUGAGCAAGAGCGAGUUCCAGGUUCGUAACAGUCAGUACCUCCCACCAGAAUGGCGCAUCAAAGUUUGUUUUCCAAAACGUUCAUAAAAGACAUGAUUAUUUAAAAAAAAAAAAAAAUAUCAAUUGGUUUAUUGUUGACAAGUAAUAUGACAGUAAAUAAAUGAAAUAAAUAGACUGACAGUUUGAAAUAGACAUGAGUGCUCCGAUGUCAGUGAGCAGUGCGAGCUCUUCGACAGCACCAGGUAUGGAAACUGUGGUAGCGGUUGCACUGGGUGCUCUGGCUGCUGUAUUUCUUGGUGCCUUGUUUGUACUGCUGGUUAUAUGUCGUCGUCAACGUUGUUAUUAUAAACAAAAAGACGCAGACUUGAACUCAGACUUGCUGGAAAUUGAUAACGGAUGUACUUUGGGUCUGGAUGCUUGGGAAGGUGAAGAAUGGCUCGCUGGCGCUGAAAGAUGGGUUGAUGAUGCUACUGGAUUGGCUCCACCUUGUAUCGCUGUAUUACGGUCAUGUCAUUCACUCGCUGCAAGUCUUACAGCUAUUGCUGGAACUGUUAAUAGUAAUACUGUACCUUUAGAAAUUGUUGAUGUUGCGCGGCGUAUUCCACCACGUGUUGAUGAUGUAGUACGCAGUUUAUAUCCACCAUUGGACGCGAGACUCCUGGAAGCGCGUGUCGCUGCUCUGGUACUGGCAGUAACUCAUCUCGCACUUGUUACCAAACACGGUGUUCCUAAAAGUCAAGCUAGAAAAUUAGCGUUCAUUGAUCAAGCGCUACAAGACAUGGAUACUCAUCUACUGGUACUGAGAAAUGCUGCUCUAGCUCAGGAAACUACUUGUUCUAUUCCUGCAUCUACACCAGUUUAAUUAUAUAUAUUUUAUAUCUCACAUUAGGGCCAUUUUCUGACAGUGUCCCUCACUUUUUAAAAAUUCUAUAUCUCGGCAAAAUUUUCUUUUUUUCAAUUAAGGUUUUUAAUUUUUUUUUAUUAAUUAAUAAAAUUUUAAUACAGUUAUGACAAUAGUCAUUGAAAAUUUUUAAAAAGUGGGGACACUGUCUGAGACUGUCUUCAAUUAAU
Molecule: messenger RNA, 1192 nt
Organism: Microplitis demolitor
Lineage: Eukaryota; Metazoa; Arthropoda; Insecta; Hymenoptera; Braconidae
Gene: Tmem98
Product: transmembrane protein 98
Exons: 4
Coding region: 315-983 (222 amino acids)
Cellular component (GO): endoplasmic reticulum
Source: RefSeq, a predicted model, not a curated record